UCUCUCUCUCUCUCUCUCAAAGUCUACAUAGAUCGUCUCGCCCUCUCUCCUCUUGUUUCCUGCUCCCGUGCAAACCUCUUUAGAGCCGGACUGCCUGAAGAAACAGUUGGUGAUCGAGCAGGAAUCCUACCUCAGAGAGGAGUCAUGGUGAACUAAAGAUCCGUCCUUUCUUCUAAAUUGAGCUUCUUUCUGAUACUACUAAUGCUGGUUGGAUUGGAUGAAGGCGGUGGAGUGCCGGAGGAGAACUGUCGCUGGCCGCCGUGGCUGCGGCCGCUUUUGUCGACGAGGUUCUUCGUUCAAUGCGCGGUCCACGCCGACUCGCACAAGAGCGAGUGCAACAUGUACUGCCUCGACUGCACCAACGGCGCCCUCUGCUCCCUCUGCCUCGCCCACCAUCACCGCGACCAUCGCACCAUCCAGAUACGGCGGUCGUCCUACCACGACGUGAUCCGAGUGUCGGAGGUCCAGAAGAUGCUGGACAUAACCGGCGUGCAGACGUACAUCAUCAACAGCGCUCGCGUGGUGUUCCUGAACGAGCGCCCUCAGCCGCGGCCCGGCAAGGGAGUCACAAACAACUGCGAGGUCUGCGAGCGUAGCCUUCUCGACUCCUUUCGCUUCUGCUCCCUCGGCUGCAAGAUAGCCGGCACCGCCAACGAUGGCAGCAACAAGAAAUCGGGCGAGAAGAAAACAAUGGCCACAGCGGCAUCAUCGGAUUCGGACGAGUCGUGCACUAGCCGCGGGAGCGAGAAUAGCAACAUGACCAACAGUUUCGCCCCCUCCACUCCGCAGUAUCACCGGAGCGCCAAGAGGAGGAAGGGCAUUCCCCACAGGGCCCCCUUUGGUAGCCUCAUCUUGGAGCUUUAGGCCAGGCAUCUCUUCUAUUACUACCCCAGUCAUUACUAAUCUAUUCUCCUUAUAUCUUGGAAUCACCUCAGUCAUCAUGCAUGAUACGUACGCUUCUAUACAAAUACAUCCAUACAUAUAAAGACCAGCAUAUGGAGAAUGCAGGUUAAACUAGAUAUGCAUCUACAGGUACAGUGGUGAAGUUAUUGUAGGUUGUGAUGGUUAGAGAAAGAGAGAGAGAGAGAGAGAGAGAGAGAGUGUGUGUGUGUGUGUGUGAGAGAGAGA
This is a messenger RNA of Musa acuminata subsp. malaccensis (wild Malaysian banana), 1128 nucleotides long. RefSeq names its product protein RGF1 INDUCIBLE TRANSCRIPTION FACTOR 1. Lineage: Eukaryota; Viridiplantae; Streptophyta; Magnoliopsida; Zingiberales; Musaceae. The record is from RefSeq and is a predicted model, not a curated record.